Messenger RNA from Formica exsecta, 2459 nucleotides. RefSeq names its product putative sodium/calcium exchanger 7. Lineage: Eukaryota; Metazoa; Arthropoda; Insecta; Hymenoptera; Formicidae. Gene Ontology annotation, cellular component: membrane. Gene Ontology annotation, molecular function: calcium:sodium antiporter activity. The transcript has 7 exons. Gene Ontology annotation, biological process: monoatomic cation transport; transmembrane transport; intracellular calcium ion homeostasis. The coding region runs from base 22 to 1557 and encodes 511 amino acids. The record is from RefSeq and is a predicted model, not a curated record.
GUGUAAAUAUCAAACGGUGAGAUGUAUAUAGAUGCUGUAAGUAAAUCAUUGCGAUAUUUUUAUUUCAGUUUUUGUCCAGCACUGGCGGUAAUAGCCAGUGUAAUGCGUCUAUCGGAUAACAUAGCUGGGGUGACGAUAUUGGCAUUUGGAAACGGCGCGCCUGACAUCUUCACGUCCCUCGUGUCGAGAGGCGACAGAGAGAUAAUAAUGUUCACCGAAUUAAUCGGAGCGGGUGUCUUCGUGACCUCAAUGAUUGCCGGUUCCGUGGCGAUAAUUAAGCCCUUUAAAGUUUCACUCAAAUCUCUCAUGAGAGAUGCCUGUUUUUAUAUCGCUUCCGUGUGCUGGAUAAACUACAUAGUGUGGGACGAAAUGGUUCACCUCUGGGAGGCCGUAAGUUUUAUUCUGAUCUAUGUACUAUUCAUCGUGGUGGUCGUUAUAACGCAGAUAUAUGACACCAAAGAGGAAAAACUGAAAACCAGGAUCCCAAGUGUACCCGAUCCAGACGUCCUGCAUACUUACUUGGCGAACAUAGACACAAGCACCAUUCCCAAGAUUCCCGCUAGAAGCCGAGCUUUUGGCUUACGUGCCAAACUAGAUAUUGCCGUCGCAACGGAAAUAGAGAGAUCAAAAAUACGAGGCGAUCUCGUCCAGUUGAGCCCGGAAAUUAGCGACUACGUUUCCGACCGACCAAUAGGUCUCUUCAGAGAAUUUUUAUAUGAUAUCAAUCCGAUCAGCAGAGAAGAUUGGAAGAACUCGAGUAGAUUGUUCAAGAUCAUUCUGAUUGUACGUUCGCCUGUCAUGUUGCUAUUGCAACUCUUUAUACCGGUUGUAGAUCCUACUGCUGAGAAAAGAGGCUGGUCAAAGCUAUUGAAUUGCUUUCAGUUGUGUGUAACACCUACGAUAGCACUAUAUCUAUUAAACGUUUGGCAAAUGACUUUUGGCAAUGUGCCGAUAGUGCCGAUAUUCCUCGUUGUCGGCACCGUAAUUGGUAUAAUUGUGUUUCUAACGACUCACGUGGACCGUGUACCAAAAUUCCAUAAUAUAUUUGCAUUUUUGGGAUUUUUCGCUGCCAUGUUGACGGUUUAUUUGGUGGCCACGGAAGUCAUAGCAGUACUUCAAUGCAUAGGAUACGCAUGCAGCAUAUCUGACGCCAUGCUGGGUAUCACUUUUCUUGCAUGGGGGAACAGUAUCGGGGAUCUGAUAUCGAAUAUCGCUAUUGCCAGACGGGGAUUUCCUCGUAUGGGAUAUGCAGCUUGUUUUGGCGGGCCGAUGUUUAACACUCUGCUGGGACUAGGGCUGACUUACGGCAUUACCACCGCUGCCGAUCCUGAACAACAGACAAAGAUCAGGAUCGGCGAUAUGGCACCCGGUUGCCUAGCUUUCCUCCUAUGUUCACUAGUGGCUACCAUAAUUUAUCUGAACAUUACGGGAGCUAUCGCACGUCGUUCUUACGGCGGUCUCUUAUAUUCCCUCUACUUUGCUUUUAUUCUCAUACAAUUUUUAAGCGAAUUGCACGUUAUACAUCCGCUUGGCACUGAUCACAGACCCGAUGUGUAAUAAUAAUAUCACAUAUAUUCAGUAUUUAAUGCUGCCUUUUCAUUUAUACUAUUAUGUACAUAUAAGUGCAAAUUAAUAAAAAAUUAAAAACUAUUUACAAUUAGUUAUGAGUCGUCUUCCAUCUUGGAUAUAAAUUAAGCGCUGCAGAAUAAGGUAUCUUUAAAUAAGUAGAAAAUAUAGAAGAGCGCUUCUUUUUCAUGAAUUAUGUUAAAUGAGUCAAGAUUAUACUUAUACACGCAGAGAGAUGCAUUUUUAACAUGAAACGGAAGAGGCAAACUUUGUAGGAAAACAUUUGGACACUAGAUAUAUGUUUAUAUAUAUAGAGAGAGAGGAAAAAGCGGGCAGAAGCGAGAGCGAGUCAGGUCGUUUUUAGACAUUUCCCCGGAGAGAACGAAGUGUCCCGUUUCCGACCGAAACCGGUUAGUAUGGCCACCAUAACGCCGAAACGGAAACCACAAGUCAUGAGGCGGUUAGUAGUCUUGGGAUACGCGUCACUUUUAAAUUUUACAUUGCGCUGUAUAUCAUGGUAACCUCGAGUGCUACACAGACCCGCGUAAUUGAAUCCGUUAUUAGGUGAGGGACACAUUUCCUACGUGCAAACGUCUCUUAUAUAACGUUUCUCAUUUUCUUUCGAACGCCAUAAAAAGAUGAACGCGAAUUGUUUUUAUCUUCUUAUAUAUCUGCCUUCUCCAACCUAUAUAUAUUCUUUUAUUUACUAUAUAUUUAUCUACUAUACAUGGCGUCCUACUUUUGCAUUAUCUUGCGCUGACUUUUCUUUGGCGAUUUUAUAAAUGAUUGUUUUUCAGCGGAAAUGUUGAGUUAUCCAUAAAUCUUUUUAGAGUAAUUAGCAAUUACAGAUAAAGAGCUUAUGGCUAACUAAGCUGCUAAGGAGAAAAUAAAUG